AUGGAAAGAACUAAAUUAAGAGAGGUAGAAAAAUAUCAUAUGCACUCUGAGGCACUUCCAACUAUAAAUAGCAAAAAUGCGCAUACGUUUUGCCAGAGCCAGGAGCAAAUCACAACAAACAGCAAAUUUCUUAAAGACACAGUGACUGCAUAUUAUUUUAAGGGAGGAUUUAUCUUUAUACCAAACCCUCUAAGAAAAGAGGUAAAGAGGGAAAUAACAAAGGAAGUUCUCACAAAAUUGUUAUACCCUCCCUACCGAAACAGUAUAGAUAGAUCGCUUGAAAUAGAAGAUUUAGACAUAUAUGGGGCAUACUUACAGAACAAAGAAAUAUCAGUUAAAAUGUAUGAUAGUCCUGUGGCUAAAAUUAAAAUAAAGCAGAACCCGUAUGCACCACCAGAAGAAAAAGAAAGCUUUUUAAAUACAGGAAUAGUAAAAAUAAGCCCAAUAGAACUAAUUAAAAAAAUAAGGUGGAGCAGUAUAGGAAUAUAUUAUGACUGGGAAAUAAAAGCAUAUAAUAAAGAAAUAACAAGUAAAAUACCAGAUGUGAUAGACCAAGUGUGUAUGGACAUAUCACAGGAGAUUUGCAAAGUAAGCUUUAUACCUGAAACAGCAGUUAUAAACUAUUAUCAGAAAAAAGAUAGAAUCAUGAGCCACAUUGAUAGGUAUGAGGAAGACAUGAGCAAACCGCUGAUAUCUUUUAGUUUUGGGGCAUCGUGCGUCUUUGUAUUGGGAACAAAAGAGAGAGAAGACCCGUCUGUGGACACUUUUCUUUUAGAGGACGGAGACAUUGCAAUUUUAAUAGGAGACUCAAGAGAGUAUUUUCAUGGUGUGCCAAAAAUACUCAGCUUGAACAAAGGGCUGGAGGACUAUAAGAACGAAGAAUUUUUCAGUCUUAUUUCAGACUCGCGGAUCAAUAUAAGUGUGCGACAAGCAUAUAAAUACGAUUAAAACU
Molecule: messenger RNA, 952 nt
Organism: Nematocida parisii ERTm1
Lineage: Eukaryota; Fungi; Microsporidia
Exons: 1
Coding region: 1-948 (315 amino acids)
Biological process (GO): oxidative RNA demethylation
Cellular component (GO): nucleus; cytoplasm
Molecular function (GO): ferrous iron binding; broad specificity oxidative DNA demethylase activity; oxidative RNA demethylase activity
Source: RefSeq, a predicted model, not a curated record